GCAGGAGGUUCUUUGAAACUUUCUGGAUCUGUCAGUCUGGUUCACAGAAAACUGGUUUUAUCAGAAUUGGUCAUGGGCAGGAAAACGGGAGAGUUGAAGCGUUUUUUACCUCCGUCACAGAGACGGAACUGAGGUUUGCGACAGCCCGUGUGAUCUGAUCCAGGCUUGGAGUGGGGAUGGCGACUUCCCAGGGCCCGGCCGGCCAGUGGAGCACAGUGGUGAUUGUGGAGGCUGCGGGUGGAGCCCUGCCCCAGGUUUCAGUGAAACCUGACAACCAGGAAGAGGGCUGUUUAUCCUUUGAGGAUGUGGCUGUGUACUUCUCCUGGGAGGAAUGGACACUGCUUGAUGACUCUCAAAGGCUCCUGUACCAGACUGUGAUGACAGAGAUCUUCACACUAGUGUCCUCACUGGGACUUAUACCUUCUGGGAUCCAUGACAUCACUCAGCUAGAGUAUUGGGCUGAGCCCUCUGUGCCUGCACUAAGAUUCCUGACUCCAGGUUGUUGGAUCAAAGUGGAGAGUGAAAUAUCCCGCUUUGAGCAGAAUCUGUCUUCAGAAGGAGCUGUCAGUUCAACCACUAUGCCACAGCAAAUGCUGUGCUGUGCUGAGACACCCUUGCUAAGCACAGACAAUGUGGCCAUCUUCCAGACCUCCUCGGGUCUUCUCAGGCAUCAGGUGACUUACACUGUUGGGGACGUCCCCAGGAACACUGAGAGUGGAGAGGCCAUUCAGAGUGAGAAGAAGAACUGCAUAUGCAGUGACUGUGGCAAAACGUUUACUAGCACAUCCCACCUCAAUCGGCACCGGAUGAUACACACUGGAGAAAAGCCUUUUCAGUGCAGUGAGUGCGGGAUGUCCUUUAGCCAAAAAGCCUUUCUUGUCAAGCAUUUCAGAAUUCACACUGGAGAGAAGCCGUUCAGGUGCAGUGAGUGUGGCAAAUCCUUCAAGCAUAAUAUCUCCCUCGUUUCUCACCAGCGAGUCCACACAGGAGAGACUCCUUUUACCUGCACCGAAUGUGGGAAAUCAUAUAUGACCAGAUCCAAUCUUACACGUCACUUUCAAGUUCAUGCUGCGGAGAAGCCUUACAGCUGCAGUGAAUGCGGCAAAGCGUUCAAGGAGAAAUCCAGCCUCAUUUAUCAUGCGCGAGUGCACACUCGGGAAAGGCCUUUUCAGUGCAGCGAGUGUGGGAAGUCCUUCAGCCAAAAAGCCUUUCUCAUCAGGCAUUGCAGAAUUCACACUGGAGAGAAGCCUUUCAGGUGCAGUGAGUGUGGCAAAACCUUCAAGCACAACUGCUUCCUUGUUGCUCAUCAGCGAGUUCACACAGGAGAGACGCCUUUUACAUGCACUGAAUGCGGCAAGUCAUAUAUGAACAGAUCCAGUCUUUUAUAUCAUUAUCGGGUUCAUACAGGAGAAAAGCCAUAGAAGUACACUGUAGUAGUUUGAAUAGGUUUGGCCCCUUAGACUCAUGUGUUUGAAUGCUUGGCCCAUAGGGAGUGACACUAUUAGGUGAUGGGACCUUCUUAGAAUAGGUGUGGCCUAGUUGGAGGAAGUGUGUCACUGUGGGGAUGGGCUUUGAGGUCCAGUGCUCAAGCUCCACCCAGUGUGGGAGAGUCUCUGCCUGGCUGCCUUCGGACCAGGAUGUAGAACCUCUGCUCCUCCAGCACCAUGUCUGCCUGCAUGCAGCCAUGGUUCCUGCCACGAUGAUAAUGGACUGAACUUCUGAAACUGUAAGCCAGCCCCAAUUAAAUGUUGCCCUUUAUAAGAGUUACCUUGCUAAUAGUGUCUUUUCAAAACAAUGGAAACCCUAACUAAAACAUAUAUCAAAUGCAUUAAAUUGUUUACGAAAAAAAAAUCCAGCCUUGUUUAUCAUGUCCAAGCUCAUGCAUGGGAAAGGCCUUUUGAAUGUCGUGAAUCUGGGAAGUGUUAAAAGACAAAACUCACCUCAUCAAAGAUCAACAAGUUCAUAGUAGAGGAAAGGCUUUUAUGUGUAGUGUGUGUGGGAUGCAGCCUCAUUUAACAUCAGGGAUUUUACGCAGCGAAGCGUCAUGAGUACAAAGAAUGUGGCAAAGUGUUUUGCUACGGGACUGGCUCCACACUGAAUAGAGUAUAUGUGUUUAGUGCAAUGAACAUGGGAAAUCAUUUCCAUGAUCUACCCUAUCUACACAAGAGGAUAUUCACUGGACAAAAGUCAAGAGUGCUUCAAAUGUGGGGAGCCUUCACCCACACUUCCAUCAUAUUUAACUGAAGAGGCCACAGUGCAGAGAUGCAUCAUGAACCCACUGAUUCUGGGGAAACCUUAGAGCAAAGUCUGCUCUUAUUAGCAACACAGACACAACCCAGAGAGGUUUGUGAAUGCAGAGAACAUAGAGAAAGCUUCAGCCACUGACUGCAGAGAACAUAGAGGAAAGUUCAGCCAUUGACCAAGCUUGUUGAGCCUUAGUGAACGUGACUUUGAGCAGAGAAGUUCUGAGAGUGGCUUUUGUGAGGGAGCCAGUCAUUGAAAAUUACUCAUCAAAGAAUAACAUGGAGUCAAGAUAAGGAUUAUUGUCAUCUUAUUCCUAAGAAGUUAAUGCUUUCAGGGGACUUAGCAAGAGGAAGCACCUGUGUGGAGUGGAGUCUCCAUGUUACUGAGUUUGAAUGGGGAAGGAAGAGAGUGACCUCUGUUUAAAUAAGACAUAUUUUUGUUGUUGUUUGUUCUAUUAGUUGCCCUUUUUUUUUUCUCACUGAAUAUUGCAGUCCCUGGGAUAAAUGAUCACUUACUGUAAA
Molecule: messenger RNA, 2765 nt
Organism: Mastomys coucha (southern multimammate mouse)
Lineage: Eukaryota; Metazoa; Chordata; Mammalia; Rodentia; Muridae
Product: zinc finger protein 419-like
Exons: 5
Coding region: 177-1421 (414 amino acids)
Biological process (GO): regulation of transcription by RNA polymerase II
Cellular component (GO): nucleus
Molecular function (GO): RNA polymerase II transcription regulatory region sequence-specific DNA binding; DNA-binding transcription factor activity, RNA polymerase II-specific
Source: RefSeq, a predicted model, not a curated record